Messenger RNA from Scatophagus argus, 2664 nucleotides. It is a transcript of the gene pkdccb, whose product is annotated as protein kinase domain containing, cytoplasmic b. Gene Ontology annotation, molecular function: ATP binding; non-membrane spanning protein tyrosine kinase activity. NCBI's taxonomy places the organism in Eukaryota, Metazoa, Chordata, Actinopteri, Scatophagidae. Gene Ontology annotation, biological process: protein phosphorylation. Bases 309 to 1799 code for a protein of 496 amino acids. The record is from RefSeq and is a predicted model, not a curated record. The transcript is spliced from 7 exons.
AUCAGCUUCUCUUUCUAUUUCCACAGACGGAGCGUCUGAUUGCUGUUGUGAGAUCAGCUGCGGAAAGCGCUUUGACACGCGGAUUGAGUGACAACAUGAGGUCGAGCUCUCCUGCAAAGUUGUUCAGAGGGUGUAAAGUUACGAGCGGACAGGACACACCUCUAGAGGGAGUUCCCGGGGAGGUGGAAACAAGGAGCUGAUCCCUUCCAAUGCAGUAAAGUCAGUCCUUUCACUUGGAGCGUGUGGUCGUCCGACCCUGCGGCCGUGCGUCUUUUUUCCAGCAGCAGUAGCCGUGCCACGAGAGGAAAAUGCCCGGCAUGGGCAACUCUUUACGCGCGGCUGCCCUCCUGGCUUUCGUGGUUCUUUCGAUUCUAGUGUCGCUCUUGAUCAGCAGCGUGCAGCAGUUUGGAGCCAAAAUAUCUCACUUUCCCAAUGUUACUUUCGCUGGUGAUGAGAGGGAGUCUGCGUCGCUCCGCGGGGCGUUGAUUCACCAACUGAACGAGAGGCGCAAAGAAAUUAUUCCGCUUCUUUUACCCGAAGAAGAUGAUGAAAACGGACUCUCCCAGGAGAGUCGACUUUCUUCACAACGUGAUCAAGCACCAGAAUCGACUUUGGAUUACACUCUGUGGAAUGAAAUCGAACACGGCUCCAGGAAAGCGCAUAUGGAUGAAAUGGAUUGUGAUUCUCUGGUGGACAUGCAGACGGUGGAGGUCCUCGGGUCUGGAUACACAAAACUGGUUGUCAAAGUGAAUCUAGCCGGAGGUCAUCCCGUGGCGUUAAAGCUCGUCAACGAGCAGGGGAUCGACAUGGGGAAAUGUGUGGAGGACUUUAAAGAUCCUCAAGGCUGCAGAGAGCUCGUCUCUUACAAGCUGAAGAAAGAAAUAGUCCUGUUGCAGAGGCUGCAGCAUCCAAACGUCAUAAAGCUCAAAGGUCACUGUGCAGGAGAUGCAGGAGGAAGAGGAGGAGAGAGAGGAAGAUUCACAGUCAUUCUGGAGCAGGGGAAUCCUCUCCAGAUGAUCCAGCUCCUCCAGAGUCCCUGGGAGGACAGAUUCAGGGUGUGUCUGGAUCUGGUCAGGCUCCUCCACUUUCUGUCUCAGUCCCCUCUGGGCUCCGUGGCUCUGCUGGACUUCCAGCCCCGGCAGUUUGUCACCGUGUCCGGCCAGCUGAAGCUCACAGACUUGGAUGAUGCCAGUGCUGAAGAGACCUCCUGUCAGACGAACGCAGACUGCACCCUCCAGUUUCCCCACAGAAACUUCACUUUGCCAUGUUCAUCCCAGGGAGUGUGUGAGGGCCUGAGUGAGAAGAGGAACAUUUACAACGCCUAUAGGUAUUUUUUCACCUACUUGCUGCCUCACCAGGCCCCACCCGGGCUCACACACCUGGUAGACCACAUCAUGAACUCCACAGGGGAGCUGAAAGCUGACAUCAAUCAAACAUUGGAGGCCUUUGAACACAUCCUCCUCCUCUACAAAUCUGGCCUGCACCUGGACAACAUCCCUCCAUCAAUAAUCAGAGAUUACACCGUGAUGCGAGGGAUGGGGACCUCUGGGAACGUGGAGUACCGCUGCUGGCCGUCGUACAGUCAGCAGGGCUGCGUGCUGUCGGUCCACAGCGCCAAAGAGGCAGCGUACAUCUGCAACUCGCACUCCCAGUGCAAUAGCUUCACUCUGACUGGGAAGAAGACAUGGACGGGUCGCCUCCUGGCCUCCUUCAGGAGCAGCUUCAGUCAUCUGGUGCCUGAUGGGACAUCAGAGGUGUAUGUGAAGAAAACCAAAGCUCCUGAAACUCCCACGGUGUGACAGAAGGAACAAACAGAACAGCGAGAUGAAACAUAGCACACAGUCGGCGAUGUGAAGCAAAGCAAAAUGUUGGGCUCGAGAUGAGAAACUGCGUCCUCCACGUGAACAUGUUGAACACGGCUCGGCUCGGCAGAUUUGCAGGAGGAGCGUGGAGGUUGGGCCGAGGAGGAGGCGUUUGAAGUGAGGCAAGUGAAUGUGAUGUAUUUAUAGGGCUUCUGCUCGGUGACUGUUUGAUCUGCCUGCCAGCUCACUGCCUUUGCCAGCUACUAUUUAAAGGGAUUUCCCUUCAGGUACAAUUAAGGAGGGGAGAGCCUUGUGCCUUCGACAUGUUUUAUUUUUUUCUACCUUGUCUUUAUUUGCCAUGUGUGUUGGCUUUUGUUGGGAGGCCGGGUCGCUGUAGUAGGAUUUUUAAGACAAAGGGGUAGUAAGAACAGUCGCUGCAGAUCAGCAUUUGAAGCCUGAGGACGAGAAAAAGAAAACAAGCUCUUAUACAAAUACACUUUGAUGUUAAUGCGCUGAGGUUGCGGCUGCUCUUUCAUGGUUCCCUGGCUGUGGUAUGAGAUGGCAACAACCAUGUAAGCAUUUACACAUCAACAAUGAGCAAAGAUGAUUAAAACCAUUCCAGAGCAGUCUUGUUUUUACAUACUUUUGAAAACUUAGUUUAUAGUGCUUAGUUCAUAAAUAUUUAUAUGAUUGAAUGAAAUGUAAUUGUCCUUACAUGAUUGUGCGUUAUAGCUUACGUGCACCUUGUGGGUGAAACUUUUAUUUUCAAUGAAAAAUUAUUCACUUCAGUGUUUUUUUAUACUUCACUUAUUGUAAUUGUACAGUUUUACAGUUUUGUAAUUAUAUAAAUGUAUUGUUUCUA